ACACGGAACCUUUCGAAACGCUUGCAUAUUCACAUUGGAGCCGUUAUUUUCAGGCAGUGACGUCACGAGCAGGUUGUUGCCAAACAAAAAGGAAGCCUCACUUUCACCUGAAUCACGUGGAUUUUUUCCUGUAUAAAACAAAUCUUAACGCGAUGUCUUAAAGAAAAUCUCAAACAGUCUACAGGUGAAUGCCAAUCGUCAUCCCACCAGCGCAGGCAAUGCCUGCAAGCGGCACUGUCGUGACGUCAUCAUUCCACCACCGUCAGGUGCUCGUCGAACGACGGUCGAGUGGCAUGGCAGCAGCGUCCCCACCAUCUCCUCCCACCCCCGCGCCAGGACCCUCUCCCCCCGAGCCGGCGGCGCAGAAGUCGGUGUUAGAACAAAUGUUUGAACGGAAACUUGUGGAGGGGGAUUUCUGGUAUGUGGUGGUAGCGGAGUGGCUGGAGCAUCUCAAACGAUACGUGGGGCUCUCCAGCACGAGGAAAUACUACCCCAAGCGCGUUACCUCACCCCCCGGGCCGAUCGUCACGCGACGGGACUACGCACAUACUGCCGACGUAGUACACGAAGACGUGUGGAGGAUGCUGAUUCAGUGGUACGGGCUAUCGGAGGGCCACAAGCCGAUGAAGUUAGUCGUGUAUCACUACUCAAGGGCAGCUGAAAUAGAACACAAUCAGAAUUCCUUCAAAGUGAUGCUGUCGAAUUCUCCUCCUGAAGAUUUCCAUAACGUGAGGUUCAGCAAGAUGGAGAAGGUCGGUCACGUGGAGUGGAAGAUACGGGAGUUAUAUCACAUCCCCCAGGAGAAGACGACCCGAAUGUGGGCUAAGGCGGAUGUAGACAGUGACUGGCGGACAGUCUUCUACAGAGACAAGACAAUAGGUCGAAGUCUUGACAUUGACUCAGAUUUCACUCGACCGAUUGUAGCUCUGGAGGUGUCGGACCCAGACGGGAUAUGGAAAACAAACCCCGAGAACACGGAGUCCUGCCAGGACAGUCCCAUCGGCCCCCUCGUCGAUCACGACAUCUUCGAAGACGUGACGAGCACGUGGGAGAUCGACAUCCACGACCAGAUCGACCACAUUGGGAAGUCCUUUCUGGAGAAGUUACACUCAAGCUACAACGUUUUCGUCCAGCGCGCCAAGGACUACGUGGAUGAACGUGAGAGUCGACUGCGACAUCGUGAACGUGACAUGAGUACGCGCGAGAGGAACACUGACAUGAUGUCUAUCCGUCUAGAGGACCGUGAGAGGCGUCUCCAUGCCGAGCUCGUCACGUGUGAAGAGAAGAUUAGAGAGUACGAACGGCGCAGGCUUGACCUUGAACGGGACUUCCGGGACAGAAUGGAAGAAGCGGAAGUGGGUGUUAGGAAGAAACAAGAUGAAAUGGACCGAGAGAGAGAACAGAUGGCAGCUGACAGAACCAGGUUCGAAUCAGAAAUCAAGAGGAUGUCAGAGAUGUACAAGAUCCAGGACAGUCGAAUCAAGCUGGACAUCGGCGGCCAUCUGUUCACGACGUCGUUGUUGACGCUCACGAAGGACCCCGACUCCAUGUUGGCGGCCAUGUUUAGUGGGAGACACGAGCUGAAGCGAGAGUUGGACGGGAGUUUCUUCAUAGACCGAGACGGUACCCACUUCCGGUAUAUCCUGAAUUACCUUAGAGACGGUUGUAUCAAGGAAGGUAUCCUUCCGCAGAACGAAAACCUGUGGCGGGAGCUUCUUACAGAAGCGGAGUACUACCAGUUGAGUGGUUUGGUCGACUAUCUUAGUUCCCUCCUCUACGGCAAAACGUACACAAAAGAUGGCGAUACUUUCGUUUGAUGCUUUUUUGCAGUGUUUUAAAUAAUGACUUCGUGCACAAGGGACGUCUGAUGACGAAGAGCAGACAUGCGUGUGGUGUACCUACUUCAGGAUAUCACAGGAGACUCAACACCAUAUACUGGGCUCCUGUCCUGCCUCGUGUAACACGUACAGGCGACAGCAAGAUCUGCGAUAUAGAUCCAUACCACGUCAAACAAGUAUGGGAACACCCACUAUUUCCAUCAUAUCUCAGUGACUACAAUGAUAACAAGAACACAUUGGGUAAUUUCAGAUAUUGUGGUAUUUAAUGGACCAGACACCAGUAAACAAAUUAAAUAAUAGCCGUAUGUUGAACGGAAAGAAUCAUCUUCCCGAGGCAAGGGAGUUAACUGUCUGUAAUAAUCCAGUUUCCACCCUUGCCGAACUAGGCUGGAAUUCCUAGGCUCGGUCGUAGCGCCACCAGUGGUUAUUACGAGUUAUGUCCCUUCUAUGCCUCUCCUAUUGACCAAUCAGAUUGCAUCUUUCGUUUCACUUGCAUCUGUUUCAAACAAAAUGGCGGCGCCCAGGCAAGACAAUCUGAUCGAAAAUCCAGAUCUAUAUUGUGAUAAAACAUGUCUUUACAUCGCGAAGUGCAUCAAAUCACGCGAGCAACUUGAUUAAUAACA
Haliotis rufescens (red abalone) is the source of this 2461-nucleotide messenger RNA. RefSeq lists its product as uncharacterized. The coding region runs from base 189 to 1817 and encodes 542 amino acids. Gene Ontology annotation, biological process: protein homooligomerization. NCBI's taxonomy places the organism in Eukaryota, Metazoa, Mollusca, Gastropoda, Lepetellida, Haliotidae. The transcript has 3 exons. Gene Ontology annotation, molecular function: cysteine-type deubiquitinase activity; protein binding. The record is from RefSeq and is a predicted model, not a curated record.